AUGAGCGAACUCCUCGACUACAUCCUCAAGAACGAGGAUGCAUUUAGAAGGAACCGCCUCCCAUCACUCUACUCAGACUUCGCCCUCCAAAAGAAGACAAACCCCGAUGGCUACGCCAUCAACGUCGCAGCAUGGGAACAAGCCCUGAACCACGCCGCAAAGCGCGGCUACACUUCCUCCCGCGGCGUGCGCGUACGUUCUGGAUCUACAAGUUCCCAAAGAAACAGCUCUUCUCGGCGCAAGAAGACCGACCAUCUCAUUCUCCGCACGGACGAGUCGCUUUUGCGGGACCUGGAGCUGUCAGACCUCGGCAGACCCGUAGCACUCGGUGCUGUCUUUAAUGAGGCGAUGCAGAAACGAAAUAUGGUGCCGCUGCCGAUUUACAAGACUGAUCCUGGGUGUCUCAAAAAGAGCCAAUGGCGUAUUAUUGAUCCUAGUGCUUUGAGUCCUUGGAAUGUUAUGAGUUGGGGAGUUCGUCAAUUGAAGGGUGUUGUGAUUGGCUCUGAUGAGUCUUCACCUAAGUUGCAGGUGCAGGAGUUGGUGCUGGUUGAAAAUCUCAAGGACGCUGCAGACUUGGUUGUCAAACGAGCUACUGGGAACAAGCCAUCUAAGCUCGAUCUGAUCUAUUCUAAAGAGAGCUUCGUCGAACGAUUCUCAGACGUUUUGCAUGAUGCGACAGAACUCUCAGAUGCAGAUUUUGAUAUUCUUCUAGUUUAUUUGUCUCGCGACUCUGGCGUGAUAUCAUAUGAUGGGAAGACUAUUAAAUUCAAGUCUGCUGGUGACUCAACAGACAUCACUCAGCAAGAUUCGACCAUCGCUUCAAUCAAGACGCUUGUCUCGACGAUAACGAAACAAGUCGAGGGCCUCGAAGAAAAGAUUGCUAACUUGACGGCAUCUGCGAAGACGGCGCUCAAUAAUAAGAAUCGCAUCUCGGCUCUUUCCGCUAUCAAGUCCAAGAAGAUGGUUGAACACAACUUGCAGCAACGCCUGAACACACUUGCGCAGCUCGAGGAAGUAUAUUCAAAAAUCGAGCAAGCUGCCGGACAAGUGGAAAUCGUGCAGGUGAUGGAGGCAAGCACUGGUGUUCUUCGUGGUCUGCAUGCGCAGGUCGGUGGCGCCGAGAGGGUGGAAGAUGUCGUUGAGGAAUUGCGCGAGGAGAUGAUGAAGGUGGAUGAGGUUGGCGGUAUUAUGAAUGAGGCUGCACCAGUGAUCGACGAGGACGAAAUCGACGACGAGCUGGAGGCGAUGGAGCAGAGCAGCCGCGAGGCCAACGAGGAGAUCGAAGCGGAGAAGACGCGGAAAAAGUUGGCCGAGCUGGACAACCUGAAGGAGGCAUCGGGCGAGGUGUCUCGUCAAAGGCAAGCGGACAAAGAUACAGAAGCUCAGCUAACGAACAGGCUUUCAAACCUGUCGGUCGAGGAACGCCCAAUGGAGGCGAAGUAA
Molecule: messenger RNA, 1443 nt
Organism: Penicillium manginii
Lineage: Eukaryota; Fungi; Ascomycota; Eurotiomycetes; Eurotiales; Aspergillaceae
Product: putative vacuolar sorting protein SNF7 family protein
Exons: 5
Coding region: 1-1443 (480 amino acids)
Biological process (GO): late endosome to vacuole transport via multivesicular body sorting pathway; vesicle budding from membrane
Cellular component (GO): cytoplasmic side of plasma membrane; multivesicular body; ESCRT III complex
Source: RefSeq, a predicted model, not a curated record